UUAUUUUUUUAUAAAAAUGUUAUUUUUUAUUAUUCAUAAUACAAAAAUCUACUUACAUUGCUACAUCAAACAUGUCUAGCAAACCAAACACAGGUAUUAACAAUGCUCAAACAUACAAAAAUAUCAAUAAAAUACAAAAAAGAAACAAUUUAAGUGCAAUUAUAUUCGCUCUGGAAAUAUCUUAUUAUAAUGAUUCAUGAAGAUGUUAUUCUUUUUGUUAUUCACUAGGGUUAGUGUUUUAAUAAGAUAAUUAAAUUCAAUCAGAAAAAUUGGUAAUUUUCGUAUAGAAUUUUUGAAUUUUUAUUUGUGUAUAAAGUUUUUGGCAACAAGAAUUUAAAAAAUAACAAUAAUUUCAGUGGUUUUGUUAUCAUUGCAAUAGUAACAUAUCUAUUUUAUGUUAAAAUUAUAGGCAGUGUUCAUCAUGGUAAAUAAGUACUUUGCAAGGUUUUCCCAAAAUUCGGACACAAAUUUACAUUCAAAGAACAAGUGAGACAGAUUCUCACCUUCUUUUUCACAGAAAACGCAGAUAUCAUCAAUAGCCACAAAUUUGGACAUCAUAGAAUUACAUGGAUAUAUCUUAUGCAAAAUGUUGAAGUGCACUUCUUUAACUUUGUUUGGUAUACAGUAUUUGUAAGGCCUUAACCAUGCAUUUGUCAGGAAUAAGCAUGUUCCAGAAAAACUUUCCUCUCGGUGUAAGUUGGUUUUGUGAAUGAAGAAUUUUUCUUAUAUAUUUAUCUUAUAUAUUUAUCACAACAAGAUAUCUCAAGUAAGCCCACGCCUUCCAAUCUGAGAUCUGGAUAAACUUUGUGAUCAUUCCCAAAAUUAAGAUGACUUUUCAUAAGUGUAGUUAGACCACUGGGAACGGCUUUGAUCACAGAAAUAAACUCUCUGAAAGGUAUUGGAAACUCUUUCAAUGUUAUAAAUUGUUCAUAUGUAAGAAUAUUACCCUUGUUGUCAAAAAUAUCAAGGACAAAGUCAAUAUUCCUCUCAUGCCUGCUGGGGUAGAACAAUGACUUAUUCCUUACAGUUAUGUCUGAAUUAUUCCACAAAAGAGCUUUAUGAGGGGAAAAAAUUGUGCAGGAAACAUAUUUUCCAGUCCAGUAAAGCUUGUUGGUGAAACCUAGCCAAUUUAGCAGGUAAUCUUUCAGGAAUAUAAUUACAUUUCAGUAAAAAUUGAAGACCUCCCAAUUUAUUAAACACAUUAUUUGGAAUGAAAUACCAUAUUGAAUCAGUAUUGAGCAAACAUUUUUUCAACCAGUUUAUCUUGAAAGUGUUAUUUAUGUCAACAAAGUCCAACACUUCUAGACCGCCUUCAGCUCUUUGGUUAGAAAGGACAUCUUUUUUUCGUUUGUGAGGCUUAUUUUUCCAGAUGAAGUCAAGAAAGGUCUUAUUGAUCUCUUUACAAGUAGCUAGAUUUACACAUAACGAUAAUGAGGGGUACACAAAACGAGACAGACCCUCUGCCUUGGACAGAAGUACUCUCCCAAGUAUAGAAAGAUCUCUUUGUAGCCAAUUAUUAAAUAUAUGUUUAGUUCUCUUAAUUUUAGGAGAGAAAUUCAAAUGUUGUCUGACUAAGUGGUUUUUUGACAGAUGUAUUCCUAAAUUUUUAACACAGUCCUUUACAGGAAUAUUUUCUAUUUCUUUAUCAUCAGAGUCAAAUAAACAUAACAUUUCACAUUUAGAAACAUUCCGUUUUAAUCCUGAUGCAAUAGAAAAUGCAGUUAUAGCUCAACCAACCACAUUAUGUUAACGUCCAAAAGCGGCCGUCGCGUCACAGGCUCUCUUCCCACUUCCCCUGAAAACCGGAACAUCCGGUUGUUGGGGUUUCGGCAAGCCUUUCCCAAACACUGCGUGGACCUGUCCGCUCUGGGGACUGAGGGAGGCGGGGCGUGGAAACGGUGUACGACCGGUAAACAUCUGGGACGGGAAUGUAAAAAACUACCAACGGUACGCGAACACGAAACCGCCUUAGACGGAGUGCCAUCGGGGCAUAAAGUAAAGACUGUCCAUCGAGAUUCCAAUGGAAGCGGAUGGUUUCCCGAGAAGGCAUCGGAUGACAGCGGAGACAGCAGGCGGGAACGCCGGGGUUGCUGGAGCCUCAGCCGGCGCAGAGGUCCGAUGGUUCAGUGGAAGGAUCUGGGGAGUGUCGGAGAGCCUCGUUGGGAAUUUGUCUCCCCGGAUCGGAGGCGAUGCAGAGAUCCAGACUGUUCAGUUUAGCGGUGGCCCUCCUGAAAUAGCAGAUGCUUCGGAACCGGAGUAUGAGGGUUUGCCGCAAGGCGCUUCCACCAGCACCCACAUGUUUGCAGGAGCAGUGGCUGGGAUCAUGGAGCAUUGCCUGAUGUUCCCCAUCGACUGUGUCAAGACGCGAAUGCAGAGCCUACAGCCUGAGCCUGCCGCACGCUACCGGAAUGUGAUGGACGCGCUUCGGCGAAUCAUAACCACAGAGGGUGUCUGGCGACCAAUGAGAGGGCUGAAUGCCACGGCCGUGGGGGCAGGACCGGCGCAUGCUCUCUACUUCGCCUGCUACGAGAAACUGAAGAAGAGUCUGGGUGACAUCAUCCAUCCCGGUGCUAACAGCCACCUGGCCAACGGUACGGCAGGGUGUGUAGCCACAUUGCUUCAUGACGCAGCCAUGAACCCAUCUGAAGUGGUGAAGCAGCGUUUGCAGAUGUAUAACUCCCCGUACCGCGGCGUGAUGGACUGUGUGCGUGCCGUGUGGCAGAGCGAGGGCCCUGGGGCCUUUUACCGCUCCUACACCACCCAGCUCACCAUGAACGUCCCCUUCCAGGCUCUCCACUUCAUGACCUACGAGUACCUCCAGGAGCUGCUCAACCCCCACAGACAGUACAACCCCUCCUCACACAUGGUGUCUGGAGCCCUGGCCGGGGCCAUCGCUGCUGCAGCCACCACCCCUCUGGAUGUCUGCAAGACCCUGCUCAACACCCAGGAGUCCCUGGUGGGGCUCCCCGCUGCAGGCCAGGGUGGAGGUCAGGGGACACACAGACACAUCACAGGCCUGGCCCAUGCCUUCCGGACAGUGUACAGGCUGGGUGGCCUGCCUGGGUUCUUUAAAGGAGUCCAGGCCAGGGUGAUCUAUCAGAUGCCCUCCACAGCCAUCAGCUGGUCUGUCUAUGAGUUCUUCAAGUACGGAAUCACCAAGCACCAGCAGGAGAAGAGGGUCGCGCUACAGCGGGAGGGGAAAUAAAUCAGGUCCUAUUUUCUUUCAGCCAUAUCUCUUCAUCUCUUCCUUUUUUUAUCUAUCAACCUCCUUUUCCUUUGGAGCAGGUGUUCAGAGCGAGGGAGAGGAAGAAUCGAUACGCACAUAAACCAACCAAUACCCACCUCUUAUUUACCCCGUUCAGACUGCCAAUAACACACUUCCAUCUGUGGCUCAACCAUCAACAUCUCUGCUAAACUGUUUGAAACUGAGGAUUUACAAUACACUAUGAAAGUGAAUAUGUGAUGUAUUGACAGUACGUGUUCAAUGUAUACCCAUAUAACGCACAUAAACGUCAACCUGAAAGAGAUGCUUCUGUUUUACUCCAGCGGAUUUAGUUGUGAAAUAUGUAAAGUGUCCAGCACCUUUCAUAGAGUUUUGUUGGGAUGAAUUUGACGACAGCUGUUCUGUCGGUGUUCUUAAAGACUAUGACCUCAUCAUACACAGACAGUUGGCCACUUCCUGCUUUCGGAAAUUAACAACAAGAUUGUCUAAUUGAGGCGCAGAUUGGAAAUAGCCAGUAGUUGCGGUCAUCUUGGCAGAUUUGGAUUCUGUUAUUGUUAUGUGUUAGCGGGAAGUCGCCCAGCUUUGUAUGAUGAUCUAUUACGGAGUCUACCUGUAGUGUUAAUUCUUGCGUUUUAAUGUAUCUGGAUGAGAAUGUUGUUCACUGUAAGCCCCACCAGGGGGCACUGUGACCAUCCCAAUAAAGCUCUUGAGUAAUAUCAUUUGGCCAGGUGUGAGUGACAGUGGGCCUUUUGGAGGCAUUUGUGUAAACCCAGACGAUUGUUUAUAGGCUUCAUGUACAAGAUCGCCUUAACCCCAGACCUAGUAUCAGUUUGUAAUUUCUUGAACUGGUAGAGACGUAAACCUCUUCUUGAGGUUUGAAAUCAGGAAUUUCUCUCAAAAUAUAGACUUAAAUAAAUAUAUAUAUAUAUCUUAAAUAUAUUGCUGACAGUAAGUUGUAAAGUGCAGUAAAUAUAUUCUGAGAGGAACUAUUGAGUUAAAGUGAUUCCUGAACCCCUACAGUACUAACGUUGGUUGGCUUUGGUGUAUAGAAAGAAUGGAGAGAAUCACCAUGGAUCUUUGGACAAUUCAUUGGAAGAUAAAUUCCAUCUUGCCUUGUUAUUUGCACUGAUGUAAGCAGAGUGGGGUGGGGGGGGUUUGCCCAGAUCUCACUUUGUACUUUUGCUUGGAGUAGAUCAAAUUCUUGGAUGGGUUAGCCCACACAGAUGACAGGUAGCUUAGCGCUUAAGAGCGUUUGGACCGUAACCGAAAGGUUGCUGAUUCAAAUCCACGAGCCGACCAGGUUUUAACAUAUACUGAUGAGCCUUUGAGCGACGCACUUAAUCCUGAUUGCUCCUGUAUGUCGCUCUGCAUUUGACUAAAAUAACUCCAACGUAAACACACUUCAGUUUACAGUCACACCCUUGUUUUACCUAGACUGACUAGAACACAUGAAGGUUUAGACAGGACCGGUUGGCUAAAACAGAGGCUGACUGGCACACACACACAAUAUGGAUUCCCAGCAUGAAGCAAAAUCCACACUACAGAAACAUGUUGACAUCAUGUGAAUGUUACGGUCUGGCCCUGACUCCAAAGGGUCAAGAAGGAAAGAGCUCAUGUUUCAGGGGAACUUCCAUUGAAAGGUUUCUGCACAAGUCAUCUGUUAAUAAGCCGUUCUAAAAACUUCAGGUAGAAGUAACCGUUGGACACAGAUCUAGGAUCAGCGUCCUCUCCCGAAAUACUAACUUAACCAUUGGAGAGAAUGCUAAACUGGCCUUAGAUCAGUGGCUAGGGGUGUGACAUCAUUAUACUGUUGUGUAUUAACUAUUACAUGAAUUGAUUGAUUAAGGGACUUAUCCAUGACACUCGGUGUGUAUGGCUGUGUUUAUACAGGCAGCCCAAUUCUGAUCUCUUAACAAUAAUUGGUAUUUUUACCAAUCGGAUCAGAGGUCAGAAUUGGGCUGCCUGUGUAAACGUAGCCUAUGUGGCCUCAGCUGUGUGUGUGGAUGAUGAAUGCAGCUGAUCAGUCUUCUUGACCUCUGUCUGACUGUCCCCUGUAAUCCUGUCUGAUCAAUAAACAGAGCAGUAGACUCCCUCAGGUUGCCCACA
Oncorhynchus kisutch (coho salmon) is the source of this 5329-nucleotide messenger RNA. RefSeq names its product mitoferrin-2. Bases 2021 to 3205 code for a protein of 394 amino acids. Gene Ontology annotation, cellular component: mitochondrial membrane. The record is from RefSeq and is a predicted model, not a curated record. Lineage: Eukaryota; Metazoa; Chordata; Actinopteri; Salmoniformes; Salmonidae. The transcript is spliced from 4 exons. Gene Ontology annotation, molecular function: ferrous iron transmembrane transporter activity. Gene Ontology annotation, biological process: iron import into the mitochondrion.